This is a messenger RNA of Thamnophis elegans (Western terrestrial garter snake), 543 nucleotides long. It is a transcript of the gene BET1, whose product is annotated as Bet1 golgi vesicular membrane trafficking protein. Gene Ontology annotation, cellular component: Golgi trans cisterna; SNARE complex. Lineage: Eukaryota; Metazoa; Chordata; Lepidosauria; Squamata; Natricidae. Gene Ontology annotation, molecular function: SNAP receptor activity. Gene Ontology annotation, biological process: endoplasmic reticulum to Golgi vesicle-mediated transport; vesicle fusion with Golgi apparatus. The record is from RefSeq and is a predicted model, not a curated record. The transcript has 4 exons. Bases 190 to 537 code for a protein of 115 amino acids.
AGCGAAACUACAAUUCCCGGAAGGCUGUUCGGGAACUUAACGCUGUCGUGGCGUUUCGGGGUUUCAGUGGGAAUGCCUAAAAGUGUGCCCCGUUUCCUCCUUGCUGCUGAUUGUGUGAACGGCGCUUUUCCGUGGUGCCCGUGAGUUUCAGGGGAAGGACUUAUCUCGCCCCUCCUGUGACGAAUAAAGAUGAGGAGGGCUGGGCUUGGUGAAGGAGCUGCUGGCAGCAAUUAUGGUUAUACCAAUAGCGGCUAUAGUGUAUAUGAGGAAGAAAAUGAAAAGUUAACAGAAAGUUUGCGUUCAAAAGUCACCACCAUAAAGUCUCUUACCAUUGAAAUUGGAACAGAAGUUAAGCAACAUAAUAAAUUACUAACUGAUAUGGACAAUGAUUUUGAUACAACAAGUGGAUUCCUUGGUGCAACAAUGGGCAGACUGAAAAUCCUCUCCAGAGGAAGCCAGACAAAACUGUUAUGCUACAUGAUGCUGUUCUCAUUGUUUGUUUUUUUCGUGAUUUAUUGGAUUAUUAAACUAAGGUGAUGCAGA